Penicillium malachiteum is the source of this 450-nucleotide messenger RNA. RefSeq lists its product as uncharacterized. The transcript has 2 exons. The record is from RefSeq and is a predicted model, not a curated record. NCBI's taxonomy places the organism in Eukaryota, Fungi, Ascomycota, Eurotiomycetes, Eurotiales, Aspergillaceae. The coding region runs from base 1 to 450 and encodes 149 amino acids.
AUGUCGUCGUUGAACCCUCUCCCCAUUGUGCUCUGUGCUCUUGACGAGUAUAUCGGCAAGCCUGCUUCUGAACUAUUACUUCCCGAUAUUGAAGUACUCCACUUCAUUCAGAGCCUCGAAGCUGCCCAACAAGAGAUUCCUCAUCUACUUGCCGGCAAUGAUCCCCACUCUCCACAUGUCAACAAUGUCGGCUCUCCCAAUUACCGACCAGUACGAUCAGUCAUCUUUGGUCGCGGAUUUGAUCUCACGGAUGUUGAAGAAAUUCGUCAAAAGGCUUCUGGUAUUUCUCCCGAACCUGUGGUCUGGGUUGUGGGCGAUCCUAGUAAGAAGCCGCCGCCUGGUGCGCAGCCGCCUCCGAACUAUCCCCAGAUUGUGGCAAUGGUUGCUAGCAAGUUGUUGAAUACUUGGAUAGAGCAAGGUGCUGCUAAGGAUGAGGUUGUGUUUUAUUAG